Stomoxys calcitrans (stable fly) is the source of this 564-nucleotide messenger RNA. Its product is annotated as collagen alpha-1(X) chain-like. The transcript has 2 exons. The record is from RefSeq and is a predicted model, not a curated record. Bases 1 to 564 code for a protein of 187 amino acids. NCBI's taxonomy places the organism in Eukaryota, Metazoa, Arthropoda, Insecta, Diptera, Muscidae.
AUGAACUAUUUAAGACUUUCUCAUAUUGGUGCUUUUAUUUGCCUUUUGGUUUUGGUGGCGCCUAAAAAAUUCCAAGAUGCUAAUGAACAGAGAGCUCUAUUGGGUCAUCGUUCCCAACCAUCAUCUGUGGUCUACCCCAGCAAUCAAUGUGUAUGCCAGCCAGGACCACCUGGUCCUCCCGGCGCUCCAGGUGCAACAGGCAUACAAGGUUUGAAAGGUGAUAAAGGACCAGAUGGUCUACCUGGCCGCCCAGGACCCCAGGGACCCAAAGGACAGCGUGGAUCUUCUGGACGCACUGGUAUUCCUGGGCCUAUUGGUCCACCAGGCCGACGUGGACGACGAGGAUUUCCAGGAGAACGAGGUCCCGCAGGACCACCAGGACCUCCAGGGCCUGUUGGACCGGUAGGUCCUCCCGGUCCGCCUGCUCCUGCUGCUCGAUCUUUGGAUGGCGAUUUGGCAUUAAAUUUCCGAGAAUAUGAUGUAAAUGUGGCCCCAAUUGAUGAUGAAGAUGAAGGUGAUGAUGAUGAUUAUAAUGAUGAAGAUGAAGAGCGCAAGAAAAUAUAG